AUGACAAAUAUGUGGAUGCAGACAGAAAACGGUGAUAUGGGUGUGAAAGAUUACUAUGAUGUUUCAUAUAACCAAUCUAAUAAUUCGAUCGAACCUGAAAUUGAUUGGUCCUCAUAUGCCAAAAACAAUAACGAAAACAUUCCUUAUUAUGAUAAUAACGAUGACGAUAUCUACAACACCAAAGACGACGAUGAUGAUACCGAAAACAACGCCGGUGAAGUCGGUGAUGUCUACAACACUGAAGACGAUGAUGAUUAUGAUGAUAAUGAUAAUUAUGUUGAUGAUGAAAAAUAUUAUUAUCGAUCCAAACAUACACCUGGCUUCAAUCUAAACGUUCUAACGACAGAUUUGUUCAAAACACCAUAUAAUAAUAAGAAAAGCAAGAUCAAAAUCAAAAUUGGAUUUGAGUCUGGUACAAGUGAUUCAUCACCAGACAGUAGCUUUAGUGAUGAUGUUUUGUCUCUUAAUUUGUCUGACAAUUCAAGGGACUUUACCACUGUAUUCGAGUAUUCUGGAAUAGGGUGGAUUUUGAUGCCAUUGAAGAAAACUUUCUUAUUGCGCAUACUUGAAAAUAUUAAAUCAUUGUUGCUUCUUGCCUCUCUGUGUUUUGAGUAA
Messenger RNA from Lottia gigantea (owl limpet), 615 nucleotides. RefSeq lists its product as hypothetical. Lineage: Eukaryota; Metazoa; Mollusca; Gastropoda; Lottiidae. The transcript has 2 exons. The record is from RefSeq and is a predicted model, not a curated record. The coding region runs from base 1 to 615 and encodes 204 amino acids.